Triticum turgidum subsp. durum (durum wheat) is the source of this 1251-nucleotide messenger RNA. The record is from the annotation of a GenBank genome assembly. NCBI's taxonomy places the organism in Eukaryota, Viridiplantae, Streptophyta, Magnoliopsida, Poales, Poaceae.
AUGGAGGUCAAUGGCAGACAAAGGAUGUGUUGUCCAUGUCGUAGAUGUGGAGAAAACAAGAAUGAAUCGAUGGAAGCAGAGAACAAGACGCACUCGCAGCCACCGCCGUUAUGGUCAGACCUGCCGCUGUACCUGGCAGGCCUGGUGCUCAGCCUGCUCCCCGCGUACGCCGACCGCGCCCGCUUCGCUGCGGUGUGCCCGCAAUGGCGCGCCGCCGCGAGGCAGAAGCUCCAGACCCCUGCGCUGCCCCUGCUCGCGCUGCCAAACCGCACCUUCUACAGCAUCCCCUAUGAUAAGGCCUUCCGCUUUCCAGGGUGCGGCUUUGCUGGGUACAAGAGCGUCUGUGGCAGCUGGCUUGUCUUCCCCCGCGACGAUGGGUGCUUCCUUGUCAACCCUUUCUCCAGGGCGGUCGUGACGCUCCCUCCUCUCUCGAGCGUCCGACUCCGGCCUCCAAAUGCAGUCGCUAAAUGGUCACUUGAGCACGGGUCAAAAUAUGCCGACCCUUACCCUACAUGGAUGCAUAUCAAUAAGUCAAAGAAGCUGCACGCAAUUAAGCUAAUCCUGUGCUCGUCAAACCUUGUUGCCGCACUGGUCGGCGUUCAACACACUAGUCAGAUCCUAAUCUGCCAGCCAGGGGCCUUGUCGUGGUCGGUACGCGCGUGUGAUGAAUGUAAGGAUUUUGAAGACAUGGCAUUCUACCAGGGCAAGCUCUAUGCCCUUGACGAUGACGAGAACCUCCUUGUGGUGAACAUCAGCAACGACCAAAGCACCGGCGAUCCACAGGUUUCUCGGAUUGGAAGGGUCAUCGAGGGCAAGGCGGAUUUCAGGUUAUACUAUGUUGCGUCUGAAGAGAACGGUUUGCCCGUCAAGAAGCUCUAUCUGGUUCCUGAAAUUAGACCUGGAGGGCCUCGUAAAGCUAUUGCUGGACAAAGCGAGUUUGAGGUAUUUGAGGCUGAUUUUGAGCACUCGCGAUGGAUCAAGGUGUCGACCAUGGGGGAUAACCAGGUGCUGUUUCUGGGUCGAAGGUGCUCCAGGGCUGUGGCCGUGUCUCGGUACGGGUUGUUGGGCAAUCACAUCUUCUUCUUGGACGAUGAUGACGAGUAUCGUGUGGACUACAGUUACGUCGAGGAGAACACAGAAUGCAGUGCCUAUGACAUGCAACUCGGCGACAUCUCUUCUCCUCAUCCAAUGAUUUCCUGGAAGCGCCGCAAGGAGAUGCGUCUGGCAGCAUGGCUAUUCCCCCAGGACUGA